Penicillium malachiteum is the source of this 2529-nucleotide messenger RNA. Its product is annotated as Six-hairpin glycosidase. Gene Ontology annotation, biological process: carbohydrate metabolic process. The record is from RefSeq and is a predicted model, not a curated record. The transcript has 2 exons. The coding region runs from base 1 to 2529 and encodes 842 amino acids. NCBI's taxonomy places the organism in Eukaryota, Fungi, Ascomycota, Eurotiomycetes, Eurotiales, Aspergillaceae.
AUGUUAUCCACCACGCUGGUUGCGUUUUUGACGCAAGCGCUGCUAGCAGCUGCAGUGACAGCCAGAACCUUGGAUGUCUAUCCUGAAACCUUCCAGCUCUCGUCUGGCUUCCAGGAGUAUAAUGAGUCCUCUUGCAUCACUUUGACUCCAUCCGACACUCUUGCUACGUUGGAUUAUGGCACAGAAGUCGGCGGUUUUCCUUUCUUCCAUGUCCAGUCCAAAUCGGGAAAUGUUCAAGUGGAAGCCAAGUACACCGAACCCAAGAUUGGCUUAGCUGAGCCAUUUUCCGAUGGACCAUGGACCUUUUCAAAUGGGCUUGCUGGAACCUUCCGUGUAGAGACCUUUAAUGUGACUAAACCGGGCUCCGUUCAGUCUUACUUUAUUCAGGGUGGACUGCGCUGGCAAAGCCUGCGACUGCUUACCCAAGGUACCCUUGAGAUUUGCGGUGUCGGUAUCAAGUCUGGAAACGACCGUACACCUGUCAAAAGCCUCCCAGGAUACUUUGAAUGCUCGAAGAAACUGUACAAUGAUAUCUGGGCCCUCGGACCGCGCACAGUGCAGCAGGCCUGCAUUGAGGCGGGAACAGCAACUUCAACCUGGGACGUUACUGCAGAUGGUGUUCUCCUUCGUGGACAACAGCCAGCAGUGUCAGUCUUGGGUGGAAACUUUGCCAACUAUACCAUGGAGUUCACUACCAAAAUUGUUCGAGGUGGUACCGGUUGGAAGGUCGCCGCCGAAAUCAGCGGUCUAGGAGCUUACUUCGUUCUUACAAGCGAGUAUCCUGUUGCUUCUACUUUUGUCAACACCAACCGCACCCUCGUGCCUGCUAAUACACUAGCUGCUGGAUACGGCUGGAACUUGGUCAACCAGACUACCUUACUGACUGGAAAAGUGGAUUAUUUCCCCGUUCCCUUCCCUGUCAAGGAAGACGAGUGGUACAAAGUCUCUACGGUUGUUAAUGCAACUGGAUAUGGUGUCACUAUCAACGGAACAACUAUCUUCGUGCCGGUGGCCAGUCUUCAGAUUGUUACUGCGCCGUCUGGCAGUCUCUCGGAAGGUACUUGGGGCUUCGGACCGUAUCAAGACCAAGUUGCAUACGUGAAAAAUGUCAACGUCUACUCGAAUAAUGGCACUCGCCUAUAUCACAACGCCAUGACAUCUGAAUCUGUCCUGGAGGAAUAUGGUGUUAUGUCCAAUACUCACAAUCUUUGUCUUGACGGAGCUAAGCGUGACCGUUUGGUUUGGACUGGCGACUUUGCUCACACGCAGCGUGUCAUUGCGGCUAGUACUGGUCGAGAUGAUUUUGUCACUGGAACCUUGGAGUACAUCAUGGCCCGCCAAGCAUCUUCUGGAUCCAACGCAGGGUGGUUCAGUAUGGCCCCUGCUAUGGGCGCAGCAGCCAAAUACACCAACACAUACGACUCUUUUGGUCUCCUUGACUAUCAGUUCCUUUUCCUGGAUGCAUUCGCUGAUUACUACUUCAAAUCUGGAAACAACACAUUCUUGGAAAAAUACUGGGGACAGAUUAAGGAGGGCGUGGAGGUUGCUCUUCCUCUUGUAGACAAGUCUUCCGGGCUUGCGGUGCCCGUCGGAGGCAUUUUCUUCAUGGGUGCCAGUAACGGAACAGCCCCAUCUGCUGCUCUUGUCUAUACACUCCAGAAGAUGGCGAAGAUCGCGGGGAUUAUGAAGGACACUACAGCCGCAUCCACCUGGAACUCUACUGCUUUGUCAAUUUCAAAGGCCAUUAACCUUCAUCUCUGGAAUGAAAAUCUUGGAACAUAUGCAUCCGCUCUGACCACUCCCAAUGAGACAUCCAUUGCGGGAACAGCAUGGGCGAUCCUUGCAGGCGUCGCGAGUGAGACUCGUGCUAAGUCGGCAAUAGAGGCACUCUCUUCGCUUCGUACCGGUGUUGGAUACAAGGACUCUACCUCCGUCGCAAGCUCGUCCAGUACUCAAAUUUCGACAUUCCUUUCCGGCUUCCUACUCGAGAGUCUCUUGAGGAAUAGUCAGUCAAGCUCUUCUCCCUCCAACAUCACACGAAAUGCUAUCAAUGUUCUUCUCGAUCAAACGUGGGGAUCCAUGAUAACCGACGCUGAAACCUACACUGGAGGUUCCUGGGAGUAUGUUGAUGCUGCGGGUAGCCCUGGUCUGGGCCUCUAUACUUCCCUCGCCCACCCCUGGGCUAGUUCGCCUACUUAUGUUCUGUCGGACUAUGUUCUCGGUGUUCAACCAGCCUCUGUUGGAUACAAGCAGUGGACCUUCCGCCCUGCUAUCCUUGAUAUCGAUGUUACUUGGGCUCGCGGCCGUGUUUCCACUCCUCAGGGUACUAUUACGGCCUCUUGGAAUCUUACCCAGAACGACAUUGUUUUACGGGUCUGUGCACCUCAUGGUACCAGUGGCUUGGUUAGCUUGCCAUUUGUUGUGGAUUCGUACAGGCUCAACGGCAAAGCGCAGGCUGUCCCGACUCACAACUUCGAGGCCAGUGUUGCCGGUGGAUCAUGCCAGAAGUUGUCUCUUACACGGAUGUAA